AUGAAGCAUACGAAUAGAGAAAUCGAAUUAUCAAUAUGGCAAUUAUAUGCACUUAUUAUUGCAGCUAUAGUAUGUUUAUUCGCUAUAGCACCAUUCAUUUUUCGAUAUCGAUCGAAUAAAUGUGAUAUUAAAAAGAUAGAAACUGUAGUGGAACCUCAAUCUUAUAAUUCGGAUGUUUCAUCGGAUUAUCAUCGAAGAUAUGUUCGCGACGUUAGCAAUCGUGAUCAAUGUAAUAUUGUUCCACCUAUGUGUAGUUCCGCAACAACAAUGGCUCCUGGUACAACCGCAUCAAUAAAAACAACACGAAGUACAGUUAGUACUGUUUCAGUAACACGGCCGAUUAUUACUAAUUUUCCUACAUCACCACUAACAACUACACUGGAUCCAUGGGCUAAUCUUAGUCGACCGUAUGACUCUUGGCGUUUACCAAGUUUUGCAAAACCUAUUGAUUAUACAUUACAUUUUAUUUGUCCUUAUUGUUAUACAUGGUCAGAGAGUAUGCCUAUAACUACAUUCAAUGGAAAAGUAUCUAUUCGGAUUAAAAUUUUAAAUGAAACACAAUUUCUUGUACUUCACGCUAAAAAUCUGAAUAUAACAGAAGCAAAAUUAAUUGAUGGUAUUGAAAACAUAGCAAAUAUAACAUAUUUACCAGAAUAUGAAAUGGUUCAUCUACAUUUUGGUUCUACACCUAUCAGUGUGGGUGACAUCACUCUUCAAAUUGAUUAUACAGGAGAAAUUAAUGAAGAAGAUAAUACAGGAUUUUAUCGUGAAUGGUUUUGGAAGACAAUUGGUGAAUUAAGCUAUUUAUUAGCUGGUAAUUUUCAACCAACGCAUGCACGAAAAGCUUUUCCAUGUUUUGAUGAACCAAGUAUGCAAGCAAAAUUUACUUUAACAAUUGAACAUCCACAAAAUUCAACUAUUGCAUUAUCAAAUAGUGUUGAUGCAGUCCGAAAUGAAUCAUUGACAACAUUUGAAGAAACACCAUUGAUGAGUACUUAUUCAUUUUCUUGGGCUGUUCUACCUUUAGAUGAAUUUCAAUCAGUAACACAAAAUUUUUCGACUACUCAAGUUAAUAUUUGGGUUCGACCAGAAUUGAUUGGUGAAUCAAAUCAAUAUUUAAAUUGGACAUUUGAAGUUGUUGGAAAAACUCUUGAAUAUUUGCAAAAUUAUUUGAACCUAUCUGAUGAAAAUAUACCAACUAAACUUGAUUUAAUUGGUGUGCCUGAUUUAAUUCUUGAUGAAAAAGCUUCAGCAUCAUGGGGUCUUUUAACAUUUCGUGAAGAAAUUCUUAGUACUGAUUACAGUUUAAAUUCUGCUGAACGAUUACAAACACGAACAAAAGCAAUUGUUGAACAUAUUAUACAAACUUGGUUUUCAACAACGGAUUGGUGGGAUAAUAUAUGGUUUGGUAAAUCACUUUCAUCAUAUCUUGCUUAUAAAAUGAUCGAAGAAACAUAUCCAUCAUUUAAAUUGAUGGAGCAAUUUUCUGUGCGAGAAAUGAUUCCAUUAAUGAUGGAUGAUUUUAAACCUAGUAUAUGGCCUGUAUCAAAUAAAGAUUUAACAAAUAAUGCACAAAUUUUUGAUUAUUUAUCAGUAAAUAUUUAUAGUAAAGGUGCAUCGUUUCUUCGUCUACUUGAAUAUAUUAUUGGUAAUGAUGCAUUUCAAGCCGCUGUUAAAGAAAUUGUAUCAAUAAACGAUGUCACAAUGGUAUUAGAAACAUUUUAUUCAAAACUUGAAUUUCCUCAAAUAUUAAAUGCAACAGUUACGCCAAAAGAAUUUCUUCGUUCAUGGCUUGAAGAAAAAAAUUAUCCAUUAGUAACUGUUGAGCUCAUACAAAGCAAUGAUACAACAACGAGUACAAUAAUUAAUUUUCGUCAAGCACGUUAUUAUGGUUCAUUUGAAUACAAUAGUAGUUCAGCGAAUCCAAAUUAUGUUUGGAAAAUUUAUAUGGAAUGUGAUUUAGGUGGUAUACGUGGUGAAAAUUAUUUAAAUUUAACUGAAAAUCAUGUUAAAUCAAGAAUAAAAUUUAUGUUGGAAUCAUCAAGCCAUACAAUUGAAUUACAAAAUGAACAAUAUGCAUGGAUAAAAUGUAAUAAAGAUUUUUAUUCAUAUCAAGUUACAGAAUAUAUGUCAAAUGGACCGGAUAUUUAUGAAUUAUGGCAACAUUUUGUAUACUUAUUUUAUGAAAAUGUGUUUUCUAAUAAUGAUAAAGCUAAUAUACUUAAUGAUGCGUUUAUUCUUCCACAUGGUGGUGAAAUUGUUACUUAUGAUGAAACAUUAAAUCUGGUACGUGAAAUGACUGAAGAUCCAGUUUCUUUGUAUCUACCAUUGUCUGUCUUUGUAUGGCAUUGGAAUUAUUUAAUGGGUAUCGAAGAACAUUCGAAAUAUUUUGGAAAUUUUAAACAAUUUGCAACACGACAGGUUUUGACUCUUUACCAAAAUAAUAUUGAUGAUCUUCUUACACCAACAACAAAUCAUCAAGAAAAGUAUAUAUCAGUAAUUCAAAUUAAUACAUUGUAG
Messenger RNA from Rotaria sp. Silwood2, 2520 nucleotides. The record is from the annotation of a GenBank genome assembly. NCBI's taxonomy places the organism in Eukaryota, Metazoa, Rotifera, Eurotatoria, Philodinida, Philodinidae.